Callithrix jacchus (white-tufted-ear marmoset) is the source of this 2189-nucleotide messenger RNA. Its product is annotated as AP-1 complex subunit beta-1-like. Lineage: Eukaryota; Metazoa; Chordata; Mammalia; Primates; Cebidae. Gene Ontology annotation, cellular component: membrane coat. Gene Ontology annotation, molecular function: clathrin binding. The record is from RefSeq and is a predicted model, not a curated record. Gene Ontology annotation, biological process: intracellular protein transport; vesicle-mediated transport.
AAGAUGGACAGCCUGGGGCUGAUGGACAACCUGGAGCUGAAGAGGUAUCUGGUAUACCUCUACCAGAUGAAUUAUGCCAAGAGUCAGCCUGACAUGGCCAUUAUGGCUGUCUACACCUUUGUGAAAGACUGUGAGGACCCCAACCCCCUCAUCCGAGCCCUUGCGGUGCGGACCAUGGGCUGCAUCCGCGUUGACAAGAUCACAGAGUACCUGUGUGAACCACUCCGGAAGUGCCUGAAGGAUGAGGAUCCAUAUGUGCGCAAAACAGCAGCUGUGUGCGUGGCCAAGCUUCACGACAUCAACGCCCAGCUGGUGGAGGACCAGGGCUUCUUGGACACCCUUAAAGACCUCAUCUCUGACUCUAACCCCAUGGUGGUGGCCAAUGCAGUAGCAGCGCUCUCAGAAAUCGCAGAGUCUCACCCCAGCAGCAAUCUGCUCGAUCUGAACCCACAGUCCAUCAACAAGCUGCUGACAGCCCUGAAUGAGUGCACAGAGUGGGGCCAGAUCUUCAUCCUGGACUGCCUGGCCAACUACACGCCCAAGAACGACCGUGAGGCCCAGAGCAUCUGUGAGCGGGUCACACCCAGGCUCUCCCACGCCAACUCUGCUGUGGUACUCUCUGCUGUGAAGGUACUGAUGAAGUUCAUGGAGAUGUUGUCCAAGGACCUAGACUACUAUGGCACACUUCUCAAGAAGCUGGCCCCACCCCUGGUCACACUGCUCGCUGAGCCGGAGCUGCAGUACGUGGCUCUGCGCAACAUCAAUCUCAUUGUGCAGAAAAGGCCUGAGAUCUUGAAGCAUGAGAUGAAGGUGUUCUUCGUGAAGUACAAUGACCCUAUCUAUGUGAAGCUGGAGAAGCUGGACAUCAUGAUCCGCCUGGCCUCCCAGGCCAACAUCGCCCAGGUGUUGGCGGAGCUGAAAGAGUAUGCAACAGAAGUGGAUGUGGACUUUGUACAGAAGGCUGUGCGUGCCAUUGGCCGCUGUGCCAUCAAGGUGGAGCAAUCUGCAGAGCGCUGUGUGAGUACGCUGCUCGACCUCAUCCAGACCAAGGUCAACUACGUGGUCCAGGAGGCCAUCUUGGUCAUCAAGGACAUCUUCCGCAAGUACCCCAACAAGUAUGAGAGUGUGAUUGCUAUGCUGUGUGAGAACCUGGACUCGCUGGAUGAGCCUGAGGCCCGGGCUGCCACGAUCUGGAUUGUGGGCGAGUACGCGGAGCGGAUUGACAAUGCAGAUGAGCUGCUGGAGAGCUUCCUCGAGGGCUUCCAUGACGAGAGCACCCAGGUCCAGCUGCAGCUGCUGACCGCCAUCGUGAAACUCUUCCUGAAGAAGCCAACAGAAACACAGGAGCUGGUGCAGCAGGUCCUCAGUUUGGCCACGCAGGACUCAGAUAACCCAGACCUGCGGGACCGUGGCUACAUCUACUGGCGCCUGCUCUCCACAGACCUGGUGGCAGCCAAGGAGGUGGUGUUGGCGGAGAAGCCACUCAUCUCUGAAGAGACAGACCUCAUCGAGCCCACACUGCUGGACGAGCUCAUAUGCUACAUCGGCACGCUGGCCUCCGUCUACCAUAAGCCUCCCAGUGCCUUUGUGGAGGGGGGCCGGGGCGUUGUGCACAAGACCCUGCCACCCCGCACUGCCUCGAAUGAGAGCACAGAGCGCCCUAAGACAGCCCCUGCAGGAGCACCUCCUGGGGAGCAGCCAGAUGUCAUCCCCACCCAGGGCGACCUCCUCAACCUGGACCUCGGGCCCCUGGUGAGCGGCCCACCCCUGGCAACCUCCUCAGUGCAGAUGGGAGCUGUGGACCUUCUUGGCGGUGGCCUUGACAGGCUGGAAUGUCGUGGGCCCUCUGGAUGACGUUGAUAAUGGUCUUCAGAGGCGCACUCACUGAUCGUGCCUCCAGGCUAGGCACCAGCUAGGUGCCUCCGAUACAUUCUAUUGAGUCCUUACCAUCUGCCGUCGGAGGCGAUUGUGAGCUCCCUACUUAUGAUAAGACGAAGAGAGAGGCCAGGCAGCCUUCCCUCCAAGGUCACACAGCCUGAGUGCAGACAGGAUUCCACUCCCUUGUUAGACCUUGGAGUCCCUGGAGACCCCGGGCAGGGAGCCCUUCCUAGCCCUUGCCCUGAUCCUGGCGUCACGGUCACCUUUGUCCUGUAAGGCAAGGGUGUUCCUGGCUUUGAGGAAUCAGACUU